Fusarium poae is the source of this 1293-nucleotide messenger RNA. RefSeq lists its product as uncharacterized. Gene Ontology annotation, molecular function: ATP binding; argininosuccinate synthase activity. Gene Ontology annotation, cellular component: cytoplasm. The transcript has a single exon. Bases 1 to 1293 code for a protein of 430 amino acids. NCBI's taxonomy places the organism in Eukaryota, Fungi, Ascomycota, Sordariomycetes, Hypocreales, Nectriaceae. The record is from RefSeq and is a predicted model, not a curated record. Gene Ontology annotation, biological process: L-arginine biosynthetic process; urea cycle.
AUGUUCAGCAAGAGCAGUGCAAAACUUGCGAAUGCUCUUUUUGCAAAAGAUGAUGCAUCCAAAGUACCUGGACUCCUUCUUCCUGCACCUCCAGGUCUUCGAAUUGAGAGUUUUGAAGAUAUUGAUCUCUACUGUGAUCGCAAGACACUGGCAGUUGCAAUGUGCAGUGGAGGGCUGGACAGCACAUAUCUCAUCUAUCGUCUUCACAAACUCGGAUUCUCAAACAUCCACAUUGUUGUUGUUGAUGUCGGCGGAGAGAUCGAUAUGAUCACACUGGAGACACUUGCAUCCAAGUACAAUGCAAUCUUUGAGUGUCUCUCUGGCAUCAAGCCAUUCAUCGAGAAUGUCGAAAUGGGUAUUCGCGCACAUGCUAUGGCGUAUGAUCUGUACCCCAUCAGCAGUUCUUUGAGUCGUCCUGUCAUUGCUGGUCUCAUCACCAACUAUGCCAAUAAGGUCGGUGCUGGGCUGCUACUUCAUACAGCCAACCUUUCUCAGAAUAGUCUGCCGAGGCUGAACCAGUCCAUUCAAAGAAACGGAUUUCAAGGACCUUUCGGGAGUCCUUAUGUGAAGUCGACGAUUUCAAGGGACGACAAGGCAUGGGAAUUGGCCAAUGCCGGUUUCCCAAACAUGGCCCAUCGGAAACUCAGUGGUGAUGAAAACCUCUGGUGUCGUGAGUUUGAGAACGGUUCAGCGGAUGAUCCCGAGGGAUUCUCAGUGCCUGAUAAUGUCUGGGAAUGGUCUCGGGACGGCAAAGCUCACAGCCCCGAGAAGAUCACGCUUGAGGUUGAGGAUGGUCUCCCAGUUGCUGUGAAUGGUAUCAAAUACCAUUUGGUUGACAUGAUACCUCUCCUUAACCAUAUGGUUGGCAAGUUUGGCCACGGUCGGUCCGUCGGCCUCGAAGCUAUAGCUUCGGGUCAGAAAGUCUUGGAACUGAGGGAAGCUCCCGCAGCGACCAUCAUAAUGAAUGCACGACGACAUAUCGAGACAGCUACAUUGUCAACUGAGACCUUGAGACACAAACGUGGUCUUGAGGAGCAGUGGGUUGAUGAAGUCAUCGCUGGUCGUUGGCAGAGCAAGAUUCAUCAAAUGUGCGAGGCUGCUAUUGUAGCUGUCUCAGUAGGUGUGACUGGUACCAUCACUUACGAUAUCGGUCACACGCGAUUGUUCCCUUGUUCAAUCAAGGCAUCAAAGCCCUUGUAUAUCUGCGAUCGUGAUGUAUGGGAGCAUGAAGCGGCCCUGGAGAGUUGCGCGAAGACUACCGAUGUCAUCCGCUUUUUGAGAAAUAUUGCUUGA